Molecule: messenger RNA, 2055 nt
Organism: Knipowitschia caucasica
Lineage: Eukaryota; Metazoa; Chordata; Actinopteri; Gobiiformes; Gobiidae
Source: the annotation of a GenBank genome assembly
AUGAGCAUGUUGGACUUCAAUGGGAGAAUGGGUCUGACCUUGGGCCUUAAUGGUGAUAGUGGGUCUUCAGUAACUUGGUUCGAGGCCGGGUUUGGGGCCUCAUUCCUGGGGAAGACACCUCCAGGGACCCCGCUGGUCCUGGAGGUCUUCAGGCCGGGUUUGAGGCCUCAUUCCUGGGGUUGGGACCUCCAGGGACACCCCCCCUGGUCCCUGGAGGUCUCCAGGCCGGGUUUGGGGCCUCAUUCCUGGGGUUGGGACCUCCAGGGACCCCGCCUGUCCUGGAAGUCUCCAGGCCAGGUUUGGGGCCCCAUUCCUGGGGAAGAUACCUCCAGGGACCCCGCUGGUCCUGGAGGUCUCCAGGCCGGGUUUGGGGCCUCAUUCCUGGGGAAGAUACCUCCAGGGACCCCGCUGGUCCUGGAGGUCUCCAGGCCGGGUUUGGGGCCUCAUUCCUGGGGUUGGGACCUCCAGGGACCCCGCUGGCUGGGUUUGGGGCCUCAUUCCUGGGGUUGGGACCUUCAGAGACACCCCCCUGGUCCUGGAGGUCUCCAGGCCGGGUUUGGGGCCUCAUUCCUGGGGUUGGGACCUCCAGGGACACCCCCCCUAGUCCCUGGUCCCUGGAGGUCUCCAGACCGGGUUUGGGGCCUCAUUCCUGGGGUUGGGACCUCCAGGGACCCCGCUGGUCCUGGAGGUCUCCAGGCCGGGUUUGGGGCCUCAUUCCUGGGGUUGGGACCUCCAGAGACCCCGCUGGUCCUGGGCUGGGUUUGGGGCCUCAUUCCUGGGGUUGGGACCUUCAGGGACACCCCCCUGGUCCUGGAGGUCUCCAGGCCGGGUUUGGGGCCUCAUUCCUGGGGUUGGGACCUCCAGGGACACCCCCCUGGUCCUGGAGGUCUCCAGGCCAGGUUUGGGGCUUCAUUCCUGGGGAAGAUACCUCCAGGGACCCCGCUGGUCCUGGAGGUUUCCAGGCCGGGUUUGGGGUCUCAUUCCUGGGGUUGGGACCUCCAGGAACACCCCCCUGGUCCUGGAGGUCUCCAGGCCGGGUUUGGGGCCUCAUUCCCGGGGAAGAUACCUCCAGGGAUCCCGCUGGUUCUGGAGGUCUCCAGGCCGGGUUUGGGGCCUCAUUCCUGGGGCUGGGUUUGGGGCCUCAUUCCUGGGGUUGGGACCUUCAGGGACACCCCCCUGGUCCUGGAGGUCUCCAGGCCGGGUUUGGGGCCUCAUUCCUGGGGUUGGGACCUCCAGGGACACCCCCCUGGUCCUGGAGGUCUCCAGGCCAGGUUUGGGGCUUCAUUCCUGGGGAAGAUACCUCCAGGGACCCCGCUGGUCCUGGAGGUCUCCAGGCCGGGUUUGGGGUCUCAUUCCUGGGGUUGGGACCUCCAGGAACACCCCCCUGGUACUGGAGGUCUCCAGGCCGGGUUUGGGGUCUCAUUCCCGGGGAAGAUACCUCCAGGGACCCCGCUGGUCCUGGAGGUCUCCAGGCCGGGUUUGGGGUCUCAUUCCUGGGGUUGGGACCUCCAGAAACACCCCCCUGGUCCUGGAGGUCUCCAGGCCGGGUUUGGGGCCUCAUUCCCGGGGAAGAUACCUCCAGGGAUCCCGCUGGUCCUGGAGGUCUCCAGGCCGGGUUUGGGGCCUCAUUCCUGGGGUUGGGACCUCCAGAGACCCCGCUGGUCCUGGGCUGGGUUUGGGGCCUCAUUCCUGGGGUUGGGACCUCCAGGGACACCCCCCCUGGUCCCUGGAGGUCUCCAGGCCGGGUUUGGGGCCUCAUUCUUGGGGAAGAUACCUCCAGGGACCCCGCUGGUCCUGGAGGUCUCUGAGACCCCCCAGAGGUCUGACGCCCGAGGCCGGUCCUCUGAGACCCGGCCCCGGACCUCUGAGACCCGGCCCCGGACCUCUGAGACCCGGCCCCGGACCUCUGAGACCCGGCCCCGGAGGUCUGAGAUCCCCCGGAGGUCUGAGGCCCCAGGCCGGACCUCUGAGAGCCCCCGGAGGUCUGACACCGGAGCCCGGAGGUCCCAGAGCCCAGUAUGGGGCCUCGUUCCCGGGUUGUUACACUCUCAUUGA